Molecule: messenger RNA, 1362 nt
Organism: Papaver somniferum (opium poppy)
Lineage: Eukaryota; Viridiplantae; Streptophyta; Magnoliopsida; Ranunculales; Papaveraceae
Product: putative F-box/LRR-repeat protein At3g59230
Exons: 3
Coding region: 1-1362 (453 amino acids)
Molecular function (GO): protein binding
Source: RefSeq, a predicted model, not a curated record
AUGGAGGCAGCAAAUGAUAGGAUCAGUGAUUUACCAGAAUCUCUUCUUCAUCACAUCCACGGUUCCCUUGACAUCAAGGAGGGCGCUCGUACAAGCGUAUUAUCGAAAAAAUGGAACAAUAUAUGGAGAACAGUGCCUACCCUUCAUUUUUCGGAACCAUGGCAGGAUGAUAGGCCCGUACCCACAGCCGAUGAGACAGAAAAAUUCAUGAAUUUUGUGGAUGGAACAUUGUAUGGUCGUAAUUCAUCAAACGUGGACAAGUUCAUUCUCUGGUGGGAUGCACCAAUGAGUGACAUUCGGGUUCAUAAUUGGAUCACCUCUGUAAUAAGGGCUAACGUCAAGGAAAUUGGUUUAGCCUUAAUCCAAGAACACGGAUUGUUUAUUCCCCUAUCACUUUUUACUUGUGAAUCACUGAUAUCAUUGCAGGUAUUAACUAAUCCGAGUAUCCGUCUUCCUAAACAUAUCUAUUUGCCAAGACUCAAGCGCCUUGAACUUUAUCAUUUUGAAUUUACCAAUGAGAGCUGGAAUGAGGAACUCUUUUCAAGUUCACAUGUCCUUGAAGAAUUGAUUCUGCAUGGAUGCAUUUAUCAUGUGAGGAAUUUCAGUAUCUCAAUUCCUACACUCAAACUCUUAAAGAUUAUUUCUUGGGCUCGCGACCAAAAUGGUUUAAGGGACUGUGUUUUCGAAAUUGAUGCACCAAGGCUUGUAACUUUCUCCUACUCGGGUUAUGUUGCAAAAGAAUUUGUCAUGUCCAGAUUUCCGGCACUAGUGGAAGCAGAUGUUAACCUCUCUUCUGCAGACAAUGGAAGUGCAGGAACAACUCAGUUACUUCGGGCCCUUGCGCAUGUACAAUGUCUAACUGUUUAUGAUAACACCAUUCUGGCUAUGAUCUCCUCUGCUCUGACAUUUCAAAAUGUCCACACGUUGAAAAUAGCAGACAACACCACUGUUCAACUUCCAGGAGUAAUUAGUUUGCUCCAAUCAAUACCUAAUCUGGAGUCGCUCAUAUUUUUUCAGUAUAUUAGAGGGGAAAUAGGAGAAUAUGGUGAGGCUAACGAUGAUGACUCUAUCUCUGAUGCUUCUGAAAGCGACAUCAAUGAGGGUGAAAGCAGCUAUAACACUGAAUGUUUAUUUCCACACCUUAAAUCAGUUUGGUUUCAGGAAUUUAUUGGGAACCAAAAUGACUUGAAGUUGGUGAAAUGGAUCUUGAGGUACGCAGAAGCUUUGGAAAUGAUGUUUAUUCGUUACUACGAUAUUGCUCAUACAGGCUUGAAGAAUCCGAAAAGUGAGGAAGAUCUUAAAGCGGAGAUCCCAAGUUUUCCAAGGGCAUCAGCAGGCUGUGUGAUUAAAUUCUAUUCUUAA